UGUUUGCAGGUCGUGCAGCUUGCUGUGCGUGCAGAGCUAACCGUCAGUCCAGAGAUCCAUAUGCCGAUCAAAGCCCGGUUCUGGAGGGUUAUGGGAACUUCACUGAGCCGGUUCAUCAGCGUCUAAAACAAACCAGCAACUUAUCGCUUCUGAAAGAAAGUCCGAACAAUAAAAAACAGCCGACCUCGGACGGUUGCGGAAAAGUUGUUAACUCUGGAAGAAGAAGCCAUGGACCCGAGAGACACAGCCCCGGAUUCAUGGGAGCUGGAGGAGGAUGCCGAGGCCCCAGCUCCGGCGGCGGAGCUCCCAGCCGCCUUCGCUGCCCUCAAUGUCAACGCCAAGCCGUUUGUCCCCAAUGUGAAUGCCCCGGUGUUUGUACCGAGCUUCCUUCAGGCCAGCAACGCCGAAAUGCCGGGCUCAGACGGUCCCCCUGAACCAGCUGCAAACAUGGAGGUGGCAGACACAGCCGCUCCAGUGGAGAAUGGAAACACAGAGGCUGACAUGACAGUGGAGGAGGAAACAUGGGAGCAGAAGGAGGAGCCCGGGGGAGGAGAGGGAGGUGGGGGACAUGAAGGCCUUGGAACAGAGGGAGGAUGCGAAGAGGCCGGGGCCUCUGGGAAAGAAGACGAUGAGAUGAUGGAGGAAGAAGAGGAGGAGAUACCCAUUCCUAAGGUGGCUCCACCGCCGCCUGAUGCACCCAAGAAAGAGCAUGUGAACGUGGUCUUCAUUGGUCAUGUCGAUGCUGGUAAAUCGACCAUUGGAGGACAGAUCAUGUACCUAACUGGAAUGGUGGACAAGCGAACCCUGGAAAAAUAUGAACGAGAAGCUAAAGAAAAGAACCGGGAGACAUGGUAUUUGUCGUGGGCUCUUGACACAAAUCAGGAGGAGAGAGACAAGGGGAAGACAGUGGAGGUCGGGAGAGCUUACUUUGAGACGGAGAAAAAACAUUUUACCAUCCUGGACGCUCCGGGACACAAGAGCUUCGUCCCCAACAUGAUUGGGGGAGCGUCGCAGGCUGAUCUAGCUGUUCUGGUAAUUUCGGCAAGAAAGGGUGAGUUUGAGACGGGAUUUGAAAAGGGUGGACAGACGAGGGAGCAUGCCAUGCUGGCUAAAACUGCCGGAGUAAAACAUCUCAUUGUUCUGGUCAACAAGAUGGAUGACCCCACUGUGAACUGGAGCCUAGAGAGGUAUGAGGAGUGUAAAGAGAAGCUGGUGCCAUUUUUGAAGAAGGUGGGCUUCAACCCUAAGAAGGACAUCCAUUUUAUGCCUUGUUCUGGACUCACAGGUGCCAACCUCAAAGACCCCGUGCCUGAGUGCCCCUGGUACACAGGUUUGCCAUUUAUUCCCCACCUGGACAGUUUGCCAAACUUCAACAGAUCCAGCGACGGACCCGUUAGACUACCAAUCGUGGACAAAUACAAGGAUAUGGGCACAGUCAUUCUCGGGAAGUUGGAGUCUGGCUCUAUCAGUAAAGCUCAGCAGUUGGUCAUGAUGCCAAACAGGCACACCGUGGAGGUACUGAGCCUCCUCAGUGAUGACGUGGAGACGGACGAUGCGGCGCCUGGGGAGAACCUGAAGCUGCGGCUGAAAGGAAUAGAGGAGGAAGAGAUUCUCCCUGGGUUUAUCCUGUGCAGCCCGGACAAUCUGUGCCAUUCUGGACGCACCUUUGAUGCCCAGAUCGUCAUCAUUGAGCACAAGUCGAUCAUCUGCCCCGGUUACAAUGCAGUCCUUCACAUCCACACCUGCAUUGAAGAAGUGCAAAUCACAGCAUUAAUCUGCCUGGUUGAUAAAAAGACGGGAGAGAAAAGCAAGACGCGGCCGCGCUUUGUGAAGCAGGAUCAGGUGUGCAUCGCCAGGCUCCGGGCAGCAGGGGUCAUCUGCUUAGAGACCUUCAAGGACUUCCCCCAGAUGGGACGAUUCACUCUAAGAGAUGAAGGUAAAACUAUCGCCAUCGGCAAAGUCCUGAAGCUUGUUCCAGAAAAGGACUAAAUGCACCAGCGCCAGCAUGCAUGGAGUUCUUUCACCUGUUACCCGGCGGGGAAACGCUGCCAGAGCCGACUCAGACAGCUACUCUCUCUCUUUCUCUCUCUGUCUCUCUCUCUCUCUCUUUAAAAACAUCUUUGUUGAAGAUAAGAUGAACACCAACGAGGGAGGAGGAGGAAUAAAAGUCAUGUCACGUGAAGAAAAAGAAAACAAGACUGAAUCAGUUUUUUAUGAUGAACAAUAUAUAGAAUGAGAGCCCAAGUCCAGUGUGUCAGCUUUCUCAUAUUGAGAGCUCAGCUAUGCCACUAAUGUAGCUACAAACAUCCCCCCACCCCUCUAAUACUCCCAUGGCCAACUGGGCUAUCGACUGGACCUCGUUUGGUUUUAGGGUGGGUGCUGAUGCAGAGUCGUUAAUGUUUAAAGAAGAAUCAUUUCAGAAUGAUUUCUAUAUCCUGCAGAAACAUCAGAGUUAGCUCUUUAUUAUACUCAGAGUGCAUCUCCCACCUUAGAAGUGAGUUUAAGAAUCCUGCAGACACUUUGAUUUGGUUUUAGGGAAUGGUCCACCAGAAUUUUUGCUUUGGUUCUCUCUCUCCACGUGAGAUGGGUUAUCUGGACUGAGCUCACACACAGAACUACUCUGAUGAUCCCAGGAUGGAAACAUCCUCACAUUAACAGGCGCACAGAGCUGUUACAUUAAUGGAAACUGAAAAUAAAGCAUCAACCUGAAAAUAA
Molecule: messenger RNA, 2715 nt
Organism: Cyprinodon tularosa
Lineage: Eukaryota; Metazoa; Chordata; Actinopteri; Cyprinodontiformes; Cyprinodontidae
Gene: gspt1
Product: G1 to S phase transition 1
Exons: 14
Coding region: 229-1989 (586 amino acids)
Biological process (GO): translation
Cellular component (GO): translation release factor complex
Molecular function (GO): GTPase activity; GTP binding; translation release factor activity
Source: RefSeq, a predicted model, not a curated record